AUGGAGGUUUUUAGUGGCAUCAAGCAUGCCUUUGACUACCUUUUCCGCUCGCGAGCUGAAUAUAAGCCAUUAGACGGUGAUCAAUGUAUUAAAAUUUACCUUAUAAUGUGCGAUAUAGAGGAUGAUUUAUCUAGCUUUGAGCUUGAAGUGGAUAUACGGUACCGUCAUCGUGUUGAUAUCCUUAAUAUAAUCGAAAAGGUACGGCAGUCUCUCCGUUUCGAGUAUGGUGGGGUGAUGCCAUCUGAGUUUAUCGACAUCUACCCUACAAAAGGACUCCGUUGGAAAUCUCUUCCCCGUACGGAAUUGGAACAAUUUGAAGGGUUCUUGAGAAAAUGGCUCGACGAGACUGCUCUUGAAAAUGAAUUUCCCUUUUUAAGGCUGGAUCUUAAGCGGGGUGAUCGAAAUGUUCUAUUUGAUACCGAGAAACGCGCUUCGCAUACAGCGGAGGAGAUGAAAAAAUGGUUACUUGCUAGACACGGAACCCUGGAGUUCUAG
Molecule: messenger RNA, 495 nt
Organism: Nannizzia gypsea CBS 118893
Lineage: Eukaryota; Fungi; Ascomycota; Eurotiomycetes; Onygenales; Arthrodermataceae
Exons: 1
Coding region: 1-495 (164 amino acids)
Source: RefSeq, a predicted model, not a curated record